Diceros bicornis minor is the source of this 4645-nucleotide messenger RNA. RefSeq names its product SLAM family member 9-like. Bases 45 to 1100 code for a protein of 351 amino acids. The transcript is spliced from 6 exons. The record is from RefSeq and is a predicted model, not a curated record. NCBI's taxonomy places the organism in Eukaryota, Metazoa, Chordata, Mammalia, Perissodactyla, Rhinocerotidae.
UAGAUGUUUCCUCUGCAGCUGAACAGGCCGGCAGGCAGCCUGUGAUGGGGCCCUGCUCAGAAAACCCUCACCUCUGCUGGGCCUCCUGGCUCCUGGGAUUCACCUGCCUCCUCCUCAGUGUCUGCAGCACUGGGGUCAAGAGUUCUGGCAUACAUGGUUCUGGAGUUCAGCAUUCUGGAGCACACGUUCCUCUGAAGGAGAUCCGAGGAGGUUCUGUGUUGUUUCAUGUGAUCAAGGAGCCAGAAGCCAAGCUGGAGGAAAUCUCAUGGGGCUUUGGCCCUGACUUAAAAUACAGAGUCAUGCUGCGAGUCCAUAAUGGGUCAGAAAGGACCCAAACCUGGGUCAGCCUCCAGGACAAGUAUAAGCAGAGGGUCCAUGUGCCCAACGUGACGUCCCUGAGGAUUGAGAACUUGACUCAAGAGGACAGUGGGCCCUACCAGGCUCGAGCCAUCUUCACUGGAGGAGUGGAAUCUAACCAGAUUUUCUACCUCACUGUCUAUGAGCCUGUGCCCCGUCCCCAGAUCCUGGUCCAGUCACAGUCCAUCACAGCAGGCUGGUGCAACGUCACCCUGGAGUGCAGGGCUGUGCAGGUCACAGAGGACCUGAAUGUGACCUGGGAGAGUAAGGGCCUCCCUAGGGAGCUGGAACAGAGAGGGCCACCGGGACCAGCCCCCAACUCCUGGACCCUGAAUGUGAGCCUGCCUCUGAGCCAGCCCAAUGCCAGCCUCACCUGUGUGGUCAGCAACUCCGAGGACAAGAAAACUGUCACCUUAGCCCUUGCUGAGGUCUGUGCCCAUGAUUUGGCAGGCACCCUGAAAGUCAGCCUAGGGCCCACCAUGGUCAUGCUGUUGAUCCUCGGGGCUGGACUGUGCCUUUGGAAGACACGUGAGAAGAAGAAGAUGGAGACUGGAACAGGUGCAGAAUUGCAGGAGGAACACAAAAACCAUGAUGGUGACAUACACUACGCAGAACUGAGGCACAAGGAGUUUCGAGGGGGCAGGGACAAGGGUAUGGGUGAACGACAUCUAGAAGAAAAGGAGCCUCUCACUACUCUCCGCAGUGAGGUCCAGAAGCCAGGCCUGGCCAUGAAGAUGAUUUAAUUGCAGAAAGCAGGAGAAUCAGCAUUCCUGGACACCUCCAUGCUGAGCUUGAUCCCGGCAGACACCCACCUCUUCCAGCUCUGGUCCAGCUUCAGCUUCCCCUGGUCUGCGUUACUUUGACCCUGGAGUCCUCAACUCUCUGGGCACACGUGGCCCUGUCACUUCCUCUGACACCUCCUCAAGCUGCCCUCCCACUCAUGACCCUCACCCUUGCAGGUCUAGUGCUCUUCCUCUGUCAUUGACUUGGCUCUUGACCCCUCUCCUGAAACUUCCCAAAGGGCACCAUCCUGACUGUGUAUGUGUUAAUCCCCACAGCCUCUGCUGUGUGUCUCUCUGAGAACACGGGCCUAGGCGUGGGGAUUAUGUAGAGUUGUUGACCAUGCCACAGAGGAGGGAGUGAGGUCCUUGGUGCUGGAUGCUGAGUUGGGGAUUAAUGGAGGCAGCGCAGAUGGGUAGGAGCCAACAAAGGGACUACCUGAGGCUUCUUGUGAACCUUGUGUAGGGCUCCCUUGGGGGUCUUGGGCAGUGUAUGUGUUGUGUGUGUGUGUGUGUGUGUGUGUGUGUGUAUUGGGGAGAGUGUCAACAAUGUAUAUUAUAUACUGCCCAGAGCCCUUGCUGUUGGCCACCUGUGCUAACCUGUAUCUCAGCCUCAGCGUCAGUCCCUGGGUCCCAAAUCUACCUUCCUGUGGAGUGGGAAGAGGAAUUUGUACUAUUUCAGACCCUUUCAAGUAUUUUGUUUCUCAGAGAAGGCCCCAGAGGCCCAAAGCUGGGAGUUGUAUUCUUAGGAAAAUAGCUUCAGCUCUUCCCCUGUCUUGGAUAGGGGCACUUCGUGGUUAGAAUGGAUGUGCAGUGUCCUCCUACCUGCCUUGGUGGGGCUGCUGUGGAGUGUGAGGCGUGAAGCCUCACCUGCUGUUUUUGCACCAUCCUCCUUCUUGUGGCACUGUAUCAGGCUAUGCUCCACUGUUAUUCAUAGGGUUUUCAUGUCCAUUUUAUUCAGAAGUGAGUGGCCAGGUCCUUCUUCCUAGUCUGUCGUGGUUUGGAAGACCCACUGAAACUUGCCCACCAUGGGUGACCCUGCUAGUAUUUGAAAUACUGGUGGCAUAGCUUUCAACAUGACAGCAAACAUGCAGCUGCCACAGUAUGACAACUGACAGAUGAGUGGUGUGGUUUUCUAUCACUAAAACAAACCUGGGCUGCAGUGGGGAGAGUGCUGAACCUUAACCAGUAGACCACCAGAGCUGGCACUUUUGUCCUAGGCAUUUUUCAUAUAUUAUUUCUUUUAAGAACUCUCUAGAGGAGGUAUUAUUCUCCUCAUUUUGCAGGACAAGUAACCAAUGUCCCAGACUGGUUGGUAGUAGAGCAAAGCCUUAAAUCCAACACUGGAUGAACCAGCAUUCACAUCUUACUCUUUACCACAUGGUCAUUGAAGAACUUGGAAUCCUGGAAUAUUCUGAUGGAAAUAUCCUCCAUUUGUUCCUCUCCCAAGGAUCCUGGUCUUCUGACUCAGGUGCCCCAACUUGAAAUGAACUCAACCUGAUGAUGGAUGGAGAAGUUGAUGGCUGAAAGAAAAAUUGUCCCUUAAAUAUCCAUGGGGACUUGGUGGGUGGGAGACAUGGAAGGAGCGACCUUGCACUCUGGCGCACAUAAAAGGAAGAGAUGCUUCUCCCUCUUGAGUCUUAUGGGAAUUCUUUCCUCUCAUACAAGGUGUGUUGUGGAUUUCAGCAUCCCCAUCCUAAAACCGGCUCCCUUUGGCAUUAUUAUUCCUAACUUCAUUCAAUAGGUUUUACAUAAGUUUCUCACUUAACCUUCAACAGUUCUACGAGGCAGAAAUCCCCAUUGUAUAGAUGGAAAAAUAAAAGCCAGAGAUGUUAUGUUCCUCACACAAGAUCUUCUGAGUUUAAGUGAUGCAGGCAUGAUUUGGGUCCACAGGAGAUCAUAAUUUCACUCAUUUUACUACAUUCUCCCUCAUUCCGGACUCCUAGCCAGUUACUCUCUUCCACUGGGUUAUCCCUCAUAACGCUUCUUGUAUUCCAUCCUCCUCUAAUUUUUUCAUCCUAUCUUCCAACUGCAGCUGCACCAUUUUACAUUUUUGCCAGCAAUAUAUGAGGAUUUAUCCACAUCCUCUCCAACUUUUAUUAUUUUUUGAUUGUAGCUAUCCCAAGGCAGGUAGGUGAAGUUGUGUCACAUUGUAGCUAUGAAUUGUAUUUCUUUAAUGAUUAAUUGAUGUUGAAUAUCUUUUCAUGUGCAUAUUGACCAAUUGUAUACUUUAUUUGAAGAAAUCUCUUUCUCUCAAAUUCUCUCUUUUCAUGCAUCACUCUCACCACUCAAUUGAAUCUGCUCUUGUCCAGGUGAUCAGGAAACUCCGUGUUGUUGAAUCCCAUAGUCAGUUCUCAGUCCUCGUCUCCUAUGAACUCUCAGCAGCAAUGGACCUAUGCUUCCCUGACACACUGUCUUCACCUUGCAUUCCCCACACACCAUUAUUUUCCUCCUACUCAGUGGUUGCUCUUUAGUUUCCUGUAUCAGUUUCUUUCCCAUGUCUCCAACCUCUAAGUUUUAGAAUAUGCCAGGGUUCAUACCCAGACCACCCAAGCCACCUCUCUUCACUAUCUACACUCAUUCUCUUCUGAUGUUAUGGCUAUGCACUAAUCCCUGGAACCUGUGACUAUAUGACCUUACGUGGCAAAAGGGACAUACAGAUGUGAUCCCUCCCCUGGACUCCACAUUGCAAAUUGCCAAGUGUUUACUUGACAUCUCCACUUGCAUAUAUAACAGGCAUCUCCAGCUUGACAUGUCUAAAUUCAAACUCCCCAAACAUGCUGCCUAUAGAGUUUCCCAGCCCCCAAAAUGUCACCUCAAUCCUUCCAUUUGUUCUGGCCACAGAACCUUGGUGUCAUCCUUGACUUAAUUCUUUUUCUCAUACUCCACACUCUAUCAGCAAAUACUUAUUUCUUUUCAUUCAAUAUAUAUAUUCAAAUAUUUAUUUUCAUAUAUUUAUCUUUAUAAUCUCACACCACCUCCCUGGUCCAACGUGACCAUCAUUUCUCACCUGGAUUAUUGCAGUAGCCUCAGUCUCCCUACUUUUGACUUAACCCCUCAAUGUCUGUUUUCAAAAUGUCAUCCAGGCUGGUCUUUUCAAAACCUAAGUUGCAUCCCAUUACUCCUUAGCUCAGAACUCCCCCAUGGGUCCACUUUAUCUGCAAGGCCCUGUACCAUCUGCCCUUAUCUCUCAUGCUCCCCUCCUCCCUCCAUUCACUCUAGGACACUGGGCUUUUGCCUUUCCUUCAAUACACCAUGCAUGCUCCUGCCUCAGGGCCAUUGCUGUGCCUAGCAUUCUCUUCCUCCAGGUAUCUGCACUUCUCAUUUCCUGACCUCCUUCAGGUCUUUGUACAAAUGUUAUCUUCUCAGUAAGAUCUACCGUGACCUCCCUACUUAAAGCCGAAAACUUCUCCAGGUUCCAUCCUCCCUCCUCCAUGCUCUAUUUUUCUUCAUAGUACUUCAAGAGGUUGUGAGUCAGGGUGCAUUUAAUAUGAGCUGUAGUUUAAAGA